AAUAGUUAGGCUACCGUGGGAAUUAUAAAAGUUCGAAUAUUUGUCACUGUGCUUGUUCUAGAAUUUGAGUGAGAUUAAACAGACAGAUGUCGUUUAUUCAGGUGAAUUGAUUUGCGCAAUAGUUUCGAGCAAAGGCGUGAAUGUUCAGUAGAUUUGUUAUCACGGCCGUGAGAAACUUCUCGAUAACAUUCACGAAGUGGAAAUUCUUGUAAGUCAGAUGCAGAUAAAUGUGUUGAAAUGCGAUUUCAGUGCUGAUAAACCAUACUUCAUUUGAAAGCUGUUGAGUGAAGUGCGGCUCUCCGUGUCGAGAGGAAGAGCUGCGCAGAAUGUAGAGUCAGCACACUGCAGUGCGCGUGACCCCCGGACGCACUCAGCUCCACUGGGAAAAGCGUGCAUGAGUUUGAUCUUUAGUGUAAUCGAGUUACAUAUGACUUUCCACAGCCUAAGAACCUAACCUUGAAAAAACAAACAGGCGAGUGGCUGUUAAAAGCCUGAUUAAUAUAGUAUUAAUGGACCCGCUUUUUAUGAAACAAAACAUUCGUUCAUUAGGCUAUGUGUUGUCUGUAUGCAUUUAUGCUGUCAUGAUUUUAUUGUGAUCUCACAUUUAAGUUGUUUUUAUUUAUUUUAUAUUUUGGUUUUGAAGCCAGUUCUAAAUGUAGGCUAAUAUAUUGCUGCAUUGUUUGGCAUGUUUGUUUUGACUCAAGCCGUUUCUGCAUAUGUGAACUUGUUUUGCCUUUUGACUGCUGAAUUUGCAAAUAGCUUAGUUUGCUUCAGGGGGGUAGAUGCAUUCUACUCAAAUUAGCCAAUUAGCUCCACUCACAAGUCCCUACAGUCCUGAGGUAUGCUAUCACACACACUGAUUCCAAUUUGAGCUUCAGAAAGGGGUUCCUUGAGCAUCUGAAGUAUAAUGUGCAUGCAUUAGUGUUUCUGCUCUUAUGUGUAUGUUUCUAUGGAAGCAUAUGUUCAGGAAUCAGGUCCGCUCUACAAAAUGCACAUCACAUCUGGAGUGGAUUUGGAGAACAGAAAGAUGGAUAAUAGCUGGCCCUGCUUCCCAAGAUUGUUCUUCAGGCAAAUAUGUGUAGGGCUUGCAGUUCACAAGAGCAGAUAGGGUCAUGAGGGCAGAUAAGCAGAUAGACAAAGCAAGAAAAUGUAAAGAGUUCAGAUAUCAGACUGAUAGGAAGUGACAAAGAAAAAAUGUUUUCGCUUCCCUCUGGUAUCCAUAUGUUGAGCAGAACCAUCAAACAUUGCCUUAAUUACUGUAGUAUGGAAUGGAAAAAAGAAAGAAGAGAAAAAGAAAGAGCCAUUUUAGACAAAUUGAUUCAAACCAUUGAAUGUGAAAUAAAAAGCAUGUACAUGUCAGAACUGGCAGAAAGUCCAAGGUCUGAUGAUCAGAAUUAUCAGAGAGAUGAAUAAAAUUUCACUAUUAUCAUCAUGUUUAGUUGAAGAAAAGUUGAGAAAUUGUUGAUAUUACAAAUGGAAGUUAGAAAAUAAGAUUGUGGUGAAGCCUGCCCUUUAGUUUGGUCUGGAGUGUCUUCAUGGACCCGCGUUGUUAGAAGAAUUCCCCCAUAUGCAACACAAGAGAGCUGUGAAAGAAAGAUGAAGAAGUGAUUUCAAGUGGGUAAACUGGUGUGUUUCAUAAAUCCUGUCUGUUCAAGCUCCCGAGAGUGUCCUAAACUCAGCAUCUCUGAGCUCAGUUUGGAAAAUUGAACCGUUUUUGUACAGUAUGCAUUGUUAAUUAGUGCAUAUGUUUGAGUCAUCUUUUGCUGCUUUGUCAUGUGAACAAUCUGUGUGACGUAAAUUUCCAUUGAACAUCCUGUCAUUGUCAAUGUGUGAUGAACUUUGGAGCACAAUGAGAGCAAAAGGAAUACCAGAAUGUCUAUUUGUUACAAAGACAGGUCAAUUAUGAUGAGCUAUUAAUAGGAUGCAGCAUGUAGGAACUGUUUUCACUGACUGUGUGAGUCACAGGAUUGUGUUUAGGAAUCUACAGUACAGACCUGAAAGAACAAAUGAAAUCUCUACAGAAAUAGGAAGGAAAAUCAAGGAUCCUCCCAAAGGCAGACAGGCAAGCAACAACUGGCCAGCAUUGUUAGAGCUAUUGUCUACUCUUCUUUUUAAAAAGUUGAAUAAUUACUAAUAAAAAUGAUCUGUAAAGGAGUAUAAUGCCAUUUAAGACCUUAUAUUUACUCAAAAUGUCGUAACUGAGCUGCAGUAAAAAUGACUGACUGAAUGGAAAUGAACUGUUGCUAUUUCCAUUUUAUUACAACUUUAAAUUCUAAUUAAAUUCCUGAGCUUGAACUGAUUUUUAUUUUUUUCUUCAGGAAAUUCAUGUUAGGCUACUCAAAUGUAAUUUAAAUCAGAAGAAGAAAAUCUGUCAUGACAAACUUGAGACAAAAAAAAAACUUGUCUUUACAAUUAGGAGUUAGGGUACGUUUAUUAAGAAAAGUUUUUUAGUUAUUUUAUUUUUGGGGGGAGCAGGGUGUAUUUAUUUAUUUGGUAUUUUGUAAUAAUUUUGUUGGGAGCUGGGGUAGCCUACUUUUUUUGGUUUAUUAUUUUCAGUUAGGAUUGAAAAUGCAUCUGUUUUCUAUAUAUAGAUGAUGUGAUGACAGUUAUCUUUGUAUAUUUUGAGUAUGUGCGAUGAGUAUAUGCCACAUUGGAGGUUUGGAUAGGGACAUUCACAUUGUUGUGAUAUGGUUUAUUGGAGAGUAGAGGGUGUGAUAACUUCAAAUUAUGAGUCACCGCGCGCGUUUGCUGACAGCGCGCGCGCGCGUGUGAUGCGCUGUAGACUCCCUCCGCAUGUCCUGCUGGAAUCUUCAGCAAACACGGAAGAAGCGGCACAACACGGCGGUAAACGCCAAAUAAUGGCCUGGAUACCGCAAUUGUAGAUAUGAACGGCGAUCCAGAUCCACGGAGUCCAGUCCUGUGCUCUCUGUUUCAGCAGUGAUGUGAGGUGGGCUUACAGAGCUCUAUAGCACGGCUCUAUUUCUACAGGAUCAGCAAAUACUCUCUAUAUAGGUAUGCGGUAUCAAGUGUUAGGGUUAUUUUUAUACUUCUGUCAGUUCUGCAGGUUUUCGUGAGGAAAGAAGUAUGUAUGACAGAGCAGAAUUGAUACUGAAUAAUGUUGACCUGAAAGUCCUACGCAUAGAUGCGUUUUGGAUAGGAGUUUGAUCACACGGGCAUCUCAAAGGCAUACUGGAUUUUCAACGUCUAAAACGAUGGCAGUAUUGUUGUCCUAAUAGGAAUACUGUCCUUCUGGAUGUGGCCUUCAAAUGUUUAUAUGAAAAGACACUCUGAGCCAAUGAAGAAUUUUCCACAAGAAAGGAACAAAAAAGCGUCCUGACUUUGUCCAACUGGAUUAGUUUUGAAUGCUAAGUGCGUUGUGAUUUUUGUCUCUCCUUCACGUGUACGGUCCAUUUAUUUUAUUUCACCUCUCCUUUCUUCCCUUCAUCCUGCUGCAAGGUCUGUCUCUCUGUUGUUCGGGAGGACGCGGUGGGUCCGACAUGUCUGCCAAAGCCCCCAUAUACCUUAAACGACGAAGCUGCAAAGGAAAGAAGGAAAAGUUACGUGACCUUCUUUCGUCGGACAUGAUCAGCCCUCCGCUGGGAGACUUCAGACACACCAUCCACAUUGGCAGUGGCGGGGGUGCAGACGAUCUUUUCGGUGACCUGUCAUUCCUACAAGGUAAAUUUCACCUGUUACCAGGUCAAGAAGGUCACCAGGGGUCAUGCCAACUAAGUCGCACAGCGAGUGUAAGCAGUCACCCGCCGGCCUGCGAGAGCUCGCCGCUUUUGAAAAAUGCCUUGUCACUUCCUAUCAUUGGAGGGGUGCAGGCGCUCACCCUUCCGGCCCCGAUGGCCACAGCCCCUCUGACUUCAACAGCGACGGCGACCACUGAGGUCCCAACAGCACUGUCAACGACCCAAUCACCCCCAACAUCUCCAUCUCUCGCUCCACCUCCCAAACCUCCCAGACUGCACCUGGAAGAGAGGAGCAUGUCACGGCAUACGUCACUGCCCGCAUCUCCAAACCGUUCUCCACUUCAUUUGCACACAUACGAACAAAGUCCAGAUCCUGAGGAAAAUGAGAAGUGUGUGAAGGAUGGAGAUGAGGAGGAAAAGCCGUAUCUGUCCAACGCUGGCUCUAUGCUUUCCCUCCAUCUGGACUUGGGGCCAUCGAUCCUAGAGGAUGUGCUUCAGAUCAUGGACAACCAGAGAACAGGGACAUUCAGUGGGGGACUUACACCGAGUGGAAGACAAGAGAUAUAUACCUGAACGUGAACAAGAGAUCCGAGUCAAAGCUUGAUGGUACCUAAAUGGACUAAUUGCUUUUUCUUCAUGUAGUAAAACAGCUUGCCCUCUGAGAAAACUCAUUUACCUGCUGUACAGUUGCAUUUUCUUGGGAAUUUUAUGCUCAUCAUACAUAUAAUCUUUGGACAAGACCUUUGGAAGCUCUAGGAUUGGAUCUGUUCUAUCAUUGGAUUUCUCUGGGUUCAAAUGGAAUUCAUUUCUCUUCAUUUUGGACUACAAGCUAUACACCAAUUCUGGCUAUCCUUAGAUACAUUUUGAAACAUCUGAAAGCAUUUAAGCAAGCACAUGUAAAACUACCUGCAUUGUGUAUGUACUAUUACAGAGAAACACUACAGGAAAAGAAAAACUGACAUUUUUCUCUUUCAAAGCAGCAAUGACAUCAUCUCCCCCUCUGUGUUGUUGCGAUUUGUGUAAUCGGGUAAAAAUGUGCAGCUCCUCCCUAAUGAUCUGGACACACACACAUGUCAGGAGGCCUCUGCAUCUACACCCUGGGAUUGUAACUUUCUCUUUUUGUUGGGAGUAGUUUUCAUUGUUCCGAAACAGAAACCCAAAGGCAGGAAUAUGGAAUGUUUUCCUUUCAUAAAAUACCCUUUUUUUUUUUUUUACUGUGUUUGGUUGUUGUUGAGGUGUCUGCAAUCCCUCAGGCUUUGACAGAUGAUCACUUUUCUUUGGCAGCAGUGUUUUUUUCUUUCUCUGACUUGAGUGGUGGGCCUUAAGGAAGGGUUUGUGUUAUCUUGGUAUCCCCCAUGUAACUCACCCUGCAUGGAUUAAUAAUGCUCUGUGCUUCCUGUUCACACAUUAAGACCUAUUAGUAUUAUUUUGUCAGAUUAUAAAUUCAGAUAAAUAACUUGUAACCUUUUUUUAUUAACUUAGCUCAAAGUGCAACUAGGAGAGCUUAAUAGAGCAAACAUUAGCAGAAAUAGUCAUAUUGCAGUCAACUUUAUAUGAUGCUCCCUUUGCACUGUAACAGCAAUAACAAAAUCUACUGUACUGAUUUACACUCAUAAGUUCUCAUAUUUAAAAAAAAAAAAAAAAGCUACUUGAGAUUUGAAAUAUUCUCAUUUUUUCCUCUUCUCAAAAGCUUUGUUCCAAGUGGCUGUUUCUGAGAGUUUCUUUAAGAUUCUUGGUUCUUUAUUUAUUUUUCUUUGUUCUUACUAGUGAACUAUCUCACAGUUUCAUCCUUACAUUGUGAAUUUCAUUCUAAAGCUGAAUGCCUGAAUCUAUAUCCAAAAUCACAGUUCUGUGCACUUAAUUUCAUUUUUGAUAUACAUCUGAUCUAAAAGCAGAUUAAAUGCACAGACAGACAAAUUCCAUUUGGCUAAAUACUUAUUUUUGUAAGAAUAAGAACUAAUUUUAUUACACUAAAUAUUAUAAUACUGAACAGGGACCUAAAUGUUAGACAUACAAUGAAUAUAUUUUAUAACUAAUCAUAACUCUUUUUUAUUUUGAAUUUUCUUAGACUACAUUAACCAGAAAUUUGUGACCUAAAAGUUCUCAUAGCCACUUUACUGCUCAAAUGAUUUGAAAGAGACAAUAAACAAUGUUAAAUAUGAAAAUAUCUUCACUUUUAAAAAAAUAAUAGUUUAGGACAACAUAUAUAACUCAUAUAAUCCAUAUUUAAUUAAGGGUGAUCAGGGUUACUGAGGAUCUUAAGAUUUGCAUCACUGAAGCACAAUUACAACAACAACAACAACAAAAAAACAGUAAAUAAAAGUACAAUACCAUUUCAAAGUUCAGACCAACAAUAAACAAUUGGGUAAGUAUAGAUGGGUAUGUGUAAGUGUAAAUAGGCAGAUGCAUUGCUAAAAAAAGCAAAACAACACCACACGUUUUAAUAAGCAUCUCUAAAAUAAUUGUCUGCUCCACCUCUGCAAAAUACUGUGAUCAUUUAUGUUGUUUAAUAUUAAUGCUAUUUUCAGUUUGUGAAAAAUACAGACUUGGAUUAUUACUGGAUUUGAGAUUAAACUGAAAAUGUGAUGUUCUUACAUUAUUGACAAAUACAUUACAUUCCUGGCAAAGAUUUUUAUUUUAUUUUUUUUACCAUAAAAUGCAUCAUGUUUUUAGACUGAAGGGGAAGCAGCUGCAUCUCUGUGAGGAAUAUUAUAGCAUUGCUGCCUUAUCAAUAAAAGUGAAUCAUUAAUGCCUUUGACUACACGUUAACCCUGUGCCAUGUGCCUCUACAGCACUUGUUCAGAUGCGCACCAGGAGACAUUUUUGCCCACGUGUUGGUUUUUAUUGGGCUUUAUUUUGUCAGAUUCUGUACUAGAUGUUAAGUGGAUGUUUGCUGCUGAUGCUGUACACACUACAAUAGACUUACAGGAUAAGACAUAGAGACAGAAACAUAAUGGUGAAUAAAUGCUGAUUUCUGA
Messenger RNA from Onychostoma macrolepis, 6673 nucleotides. It is a transcript of the gene cdc42ep2, whose product is annotated as CDC42 effector protein (Rho GTPase binding) 2. The record is from RefSeq and is a predicted model, not a curated record. The coding region runs from base 3498 to 4268 and encodes 256 amino acids. Lineage: Eukaryota; Metazoa; Chordata; Actinopteri; Cypriniformes; Cyprinidae. The transcript has 2 exons.